UUCAAUGAGACUCUAUGUUGCUGCAUAGUUGGGAUUGCAUUAUGUGUUCUUCAAAUGAGUUUUGGUUUUUCAGGUUAUGCCCCUAUGGUGCGAGAAUAAGGAAGACACAUUUGAGGCCUUGGUAGCGAGGUGGGUUGGCGAAGACGCCGACUUCAACGCCAAGAGCGCGCGCAACAAGGCAAACCGGGGCACUGGAGGAACACAUAGUGCGGGAAGCCGCAGCACUGAGCGCUACAGGAAGCACAAGGAGGCGGAACUCGGGGAGCCUCUCACCGAGGUGGGAGGGUGGCAGAAGAUGAAGCUGAAGCAGCCCGAUCUGAGCCAGCCUCAGCCCUCGCUGCCCGAGUACUACGGCUUUGCCGAAGAGGAGUUGGACAAGUACUGCUCGGUGUUCAAGGGUCUUCAUCCGGAGGUGGAUGAUCCUAUUGAGCAGGAGACCGACUUGACGGCGAUUAUGGUGGCGGGGAGCGGCUCGGAGCAUGGCCGCACGAAGCUUCUUAGUGGGGUGAUCAAGCCGCAGAGGACCCUCACGCAGAUCAGGUCUACCCUCACCGCCGGCGACCCACCGGUCGCGCCUCCUCGACACCGUCGUACGGAUGCUCACUUUGAGGCCGCCUACGCGGCCGCUUAUGAGAACUAUUUGACGGUUGUAGCAGAGUGGGACCUCAAGAGAGCGGCUUGGGAAGAGUACCAGGAGGCGACGAGUCGUGUAAGUUCCAAUCUUUUAUGGUUCGAAGACAUGACAAGUCCCACCUCCCCUUUUUUUAUAUCUGCGGCGCUUGACAUCUAA
Lolium perenne is the source of this 790-nucleotide messenger RNA. The record is from RefSeq and is a predicted model, not a curated record. NCBI's taxonomy places the organism in Eukaryota, Viridiplantae, Streptophyta, Magnoliopsida, Poales, Poaceae.